AUGCAUUACCUCCUACACGCACGAUUAUUACUCCAACGGCGGGGGCUCAAGUCCCUAGCACGUGUCUGUCUCCGGUCUAGAGGUUUUGCGACGGUAUCCGGGGACCGGAGUCUGAACCAAGAAUUCGACGUCGUAGUAAUUGGCGGAGGACAUGCUGGAUCGGAGGCUUGCGCUGCUGCGGCAAGAGUGGGCGCAAAAACUGCCCUAGUAACCCAGAAGAUCGACACUAUCGGAACAUGCUCGUGCAAUCCUUCAUUCGGCGGUAUCGGUAAGGGCAUUAUGAUCCGUGAGGUGGAUGCUCUGGACGGAGUCUGUGGCCGGAUAACCGAUAAAGCCGGUAUUCAGUUCCGGGUGCUGAACAGGAGUAAAGGCCCCGCGGUGUGGGGCCCCCGUGCACAAAUUGACCGGAAACUGUACAAGAAGUACAUGCAGGAGGAAUUGAUGUCAUAUCCGAACUUGUCAAUUCUACAGGGUAGUGUUGCGGAUGUGGUUGUAGACCGGGUGCCGGAAGGGCAAAUGAUUGGUAUGGAGGGGCAUUAUGGGAAGAUCACGGGGGUAAGGCUGGAGAGUGGGGAGGUGAUUAAGGCUAGGAAUGUUGUGAUUACUACUGGGACAUUUCUGGGUGGGGAGAUUCACAUUGGAUUGACCGUUUUCCCGUCUGGAAGGAUGGGGGAGGCGGCGACUUUUGGACUGAGCAAGUCUUUGAGAGAAGCUGGCUUCAAAUUGGGUCGUCUGAAGACCGGAACGCCCCCGAGGAUCGACGGUCGGACAAUAGAUUACAAGAGCCUUCUUCCGCAACUUGGAGAUGACCCACCAAUACCGUUUUCAUACAUGAACGAGAAGGUUCAAAUCGAGCAGCAGCUGCAGUGUCACAGCACCCAUACCACCCCGGAGAGCCACAAUCUGCUACGACAGCAUUUCCACGAAUCAAUCCACAUCCGCGAGACGAUCAAAGGCCCACGCUACUGUCCGUCAUUAGAAAGCAAAAUCAUCCGCUUCGAGAAAAGGCAAAAUCACAUGAUCUGGCUAGAACCCGAAGGCAUAGACGACCACGUCGUAUACCCAAACGGCAUCUCCAUGACCGUUCCUGCAGAAGUCCAGGAACGCCUCCUGAAGACCAUCCCAGGCCUCGAAGAAGCCAAAAUGCUACAGCCCGGAUACGGUGUAGAAUAUGACUACAUCGACCCACGCUCCCUCCGGGCAACACUCGAGACCAAGAUUGUCAAAGGCCUUUUCCUAGCCGGACAAAUCAAUGGAACAACCGGUUAUGAGGAAGCCGCUGCCCAGGGCGUCGUCGCAGGGAUCAACGCCGGCCUCUCCUCACAGGGAAAGCCCCAAAUGACCAUUUCUAGAAGCGACGCUUACAUCGGCAUCAUGAUCGAUGACCUGAUCACAAAGGGGGUAUCAGAACCCUACCGAAUGUUCACUUCCCGCAGCGAAUUCCGCAUGAGCUCCCGCGCCGACAACGCCGAUCUCCGCCUCACCCAAGCCGGCCGCGACCAUGGCGUAGUCGGCGACGCGCGAUGGGCACACUUCCAAACAGAGUUUUCCUUGAUGGAGGACUUCCGCUCCGCACUGUCUAACAUCACUCAGAGCAGCUCCGAGUGGCGGAAGCGAGGCUUGGUGGUCAGAGAGGACUCGGCGCGCAGGAAUGCUUUCCACCUACUCAGACUUUCAAACAUGACGAUAGGCAAACUGGCGGAGAUGGGUGUCGUGGGGGGCCUGGAUCGCUGGCCGGAGAGGAUCCGUACUAGGGUCGGCAUCGAGGGGGUGUAUGAGCCUUACGUCACGAGACAGGCCAACGCUGUCAAGAUGUUUGAGAAGGACGAAGGGUUGAAGCUGCCGGCUGAUAUCGACUAUGAUCGAGUCCUGGGCCUUUCAUACGAAGAAAGAGUCGUUCUAAAGCGAGUCCGGCCGGAGUCUAUCGGACAGGCGAGACGUGUUGAGGGCGUACGUUACCUCUCCUGCAAUAUCAUGGAUCUGUCAAUCUUGAAACUAACGUUUGCGGGGGAUCUUCUAGAUGACACCAACAGGCUGCAUCCGCCUCCUCUCACACAUUGA
Molecule: messenger RNA, 2061 nt
Organism: Tuber melanosporum (Perigord truffle)
Lineage: Eukaryota; Fungi; Ascomycota; Pezizomycetes; Pezizales; Tuberaceae
Exons: 4
Coding region: 1-2061 (686 amino acids)
Biological process (GO): tRNA methylation; tRNA wobble uridine modification
Cellular component (GO): cytosol
Molecular function (GO): flavin adenine dinucleotide binding
Source: RefSeq, a predicted model, not a curated record